Messenger RNA from Penicillium malachiteum, 1065 nucleotides. Its product is annotated as C2H2-type zinc finger protein. The record is from RefSeq and is a predicted model, not a curated record. Gene Ontology annotation, molecular function: RNA polymerase II cis-regulatory region sequence-specific DNA binding; DNA-binding transcription factor activity, RNA polymerase II-specific. Gene Ontology annotation, cellular component: nucleus. NCBI's taxonomy places the organism in Eukaryota, Fungi, Ascomycota, Eurotiomycetes, Eurotiales, Aspergillaceae. Gene Ontology annotation, biological process: regulation of transcription by RNA polymerase II. The transcript has 3 exons. Bases 1 to 1065 code for a protein of 354 amino acids.
AUGACGAUGGUCAUUGAAAACCAGAACCGCUCUUAUGGCGGCAUGAGCUUCGAUAAUGUUUACCACCACAAUACACCACAAUUCACAGACCCUUGGGCCGCCGCGCAUACCACUUCCCACUCGACUCCUCCCAUCUAUGCUACCUCCAUGGGCAAUGGGGCCAGCAUCCCUAUCAACCCCGUGAAGACCGAGGAAGUUGGUCGAGCAGCCCCCAUGUCCAUGCCAUACCCCAAUAUUCCCGUCUCUGCGCCUUCCUUGGUGCCAGGUAGCAACUACACACCCACCGGUUAUGGCCCAGAGGUGAUGGCCAUGCAACACGAGGUCCCUCGCACUGGUUUCGAACAGCCUUCAACAUACACAACCGCACCCCCUAUGAGCAACUUUCAACCCGCCAGCUACGCUCCAGUUAGCUACGCUCCAAUUCACCCAUCCCAACCCCAGGACGCUCGUCGCAUGUCCCACUCAGAUGCUCGCGUGGGCUCAACUCAAUCUCAAGGAGCCGCUCCCACAUUCGGUGAUGCGCUCGACGCUAGCCGCGGGAUGGUAGCGCUAAGCCAGGAUUUGACACCCCGUAACAUUUAUGGUCCUCGUGGUUCGCGCGGAUCUGCUACCGAUUCCUAUGGAUUUCCUUCAGCUCACUCUUCCGCCUCUUCAAUUUCAUCGGGUGGAAAUUACCCCUACUACAGUGCCUCAGUAGGCUCUGUGGAUUCUUCAGUUACCGACUACAGCUCCACAACUUCGGAAUCUUACGAGUCCCGCACACUUCCUCGCCCUACUAGCCUUCUGGCUGGAAGUGCGCCUCCCGGUCCUCAGUCCAUGAUGAGCCAAUUCAGCUCCAAGAUGCCCUCAAACACCCAAAAGAAGCACAAGUGCAAGGUCUGCGACAAGCGAUUUACCCGUCCUUCUUCGUUGCAAACACACAUGUACAGUCACACUGGCGAGAAGCCAUUUGCUUGUGAUGUUGCAGGAUGUGGGCGACACUUUUCCGUGGUUUCAAACUUGCGCCGACACAAGAAGGUGCACAAGGGCGAGAAAGACAGUGGCUCAGCCGAUGAAGACGAGUAA